AUGAAGAUCACCAUCAUAACAUUUUGCCUCAUUGGAGCAGUUUUUGCCAACCCAAUUACUUUCAAUGCCCUCCUGGACACAAGUGAGCUUGAUUCGAACUCGACUGAAAGUGCGUCUGUUUCACAAUCGUCUGAAAAUAACACCUCAGAGCAGAGCUCUGAAGAAAGUAACUCAAAUCAAAGUUCAGAGUCAGAAUCUUUAGAAUCCACAUCAGAGGACAAGACAUCGGAGGAGAGUGACAGUCAGUCAGAUGAACAGAGUGAAUCGAUGACUGAAACCAGAGAUAACAGCAUGAGCAGUGAGGAGAACGUCCGAAGGAGUUGGGUCCAAGUCUUUCAUGUCAUGCAAGACCUGAGCGGCGAGGACAACAGCAGUACCGAGGUCAAAGGUCAAGGGGAGCAGCUGAGCACCCUGGAGCCUACCAAACAGGAGGCCGGCUCCACUGAUCUAAACCAGGCCCAGGUGGAUAAUCCCAGCAGCAGCAGUGAAAGCUCAGACACCAGUGAGGCCACCACUGCUCCCACCACCAGCGAGAGCAGCAGCAGUGAAAGCAACGAGACCAGCGAGAGCACCGAGAGCACCGAGGACAGCGACAGUGCCGAGGUCCAGCAGGUGAAAACCAGUGACUGUGUGAAUGGAACCCAGAGCUGUGAAAGCGAAGAGUACUUCUUCCACGAUAUAGGAGACGACGCCCACUACGGUGGGGACAACCUGAUGGUGCCGGACGACGACGAGCGGGAGCUGACUCUGCGCAGAUGA
Molecule: messenger RNA, 759 nt
Organism: Limanda limanda (common dab)
Lineage: Eukaryota; Metazoa; Chordata; Actinopteri; Pleuronectiformes; Pleuronectidae
Gene: scpp1
Product: secretory calcium-binding phosphoprotein 1
Exons: 8
Coding region: 1-759 (252 amino acids)
Source: RefSeq, a predicted model, not a curated record